UGUGUGUGUGUGUGUGUGUGUGUGUCUUUAGUACAGAACCACAAACAGACGAUCAGAUUCACCUUCAGACUGAACUAACAACGUCCUCUGAGUGAGUUCAUCUACAGGAGAGAGGAGGAGGAAACUACAACACUGCAGACGCUCCACACACUGAAGCAUCACUCAGAGACUAAAUGGCUUCCAGGUUAGAGGAGGAUCUCUGCUGUCCGGUGUGUCAUGAUGUCUUCAGAGAGCCUGUCGUUCUGUCAUGUAGCCACAGCUUCUGUAAAGACUGUCUGCAGAGCUGGUGGACAGAGAGACGAACACGGGAGUGUCCAGUCUGUAAGAGAAGAUCUUCAAUGGAACCACCUUUAAGCAUGCAGUUAAAGAAGCUGUGUGAGAACUUCUUACAGGACAGAGAUCAGAGAGCUUCAGAGGAUCUCUGCAGUCGGCACUCUGAGAAACUCAAACUCUUCUGUCUGGACCAUCAGCAGCCGGUGUGUCUCGUCUGCAGAGACUCAGAACAACACGCCAACCACAGAUUCAGAUCCAUCGAUGAAGCUGCACGACAACACAAGAAGGAACUUCAGGAAACUCUGGAGCCUUUAAAGAAGAAGUUAAAGGUUUGUGAAGAAGUUAAAGUGAAGUUUGAUCAGACAGCAGAACACAUGAAGGUCCAGGCCCGACACACAGAGAGGCAGAUCAAGGAUCAGUUUAAGAAGCUGCACCAGUUUCUAGCAGAGGAAGAGGAGGCCAGGAUGGCUGCACUGAGGGAGGAAGAGGAGCAGAAGAGUCAGAUGAUGCAGGAGAAGAUGGAGGCUCUGAGCAGAGAGAUAGCAGCUCUUUCACACACAGUCAGAGCCACAGAGGAGCAGCUGAGAGCUGAAGACGUCUCAUUCCUGCACAACUACAAGGCUGCAGUGGAAAGAGUCCAGCAGCGCCCCCUGCUGGAGGAUCCACAGCUGCCCUCAGGAGCUCUGAUAGACCAGGCCAAACACCUGGGCAACCUGAGCUUCAACAUCUGGAACAAGAUGAAGGACAUGGUCUCCUACACUCCUGUGGUUCUGGACCCAAACACUGCUCAUCCAAAACUCAUCCUGUCUGAAGAUCUGAGCAGUGUGAGAGGAGGAGAGAGACAGAAGCUUCCUGUUAACCCAGAGAGGUUUGAUGUGUACAGGUCUGUCCUGGGCUCUGAGGGCUUUAACUCAGGGACUCACAGCUGGGACGUCGAGGUUGGAGACAGUACAUGCUGGUUACUGGGUGUGUGUGCAGAGUCUGUCCAGAGGACUGGACUCAUACAGUCUGGAUUAUGGAGAAUAGGGUUAUACGAAGGUAAAUACUCAGUGCGGUCACCACCAGCUCCACCCACUGGUCUUGUAGUGCAGAAGAAGGUCCAGAGGAUCAGAGUGAAUCUGGACUGGAACAAAGGAAAGCUGUCGUUCUCUGAUCCUGAUACUGACACACACCUACACACCUUCACACACACUUUCACUCAGAGGAUGUUUCCAGUCUUUUUCACUGGGUAUGAACUCCCAGUGAAGAUUUUACCCUUGAAGAUGUGUGUGACAGUGAAACAGAGCAGUUAAAGAAGUAUUUCAUCAUAGUAAAAAUGUUUCUUACCUCCUGAUCUCAAUAUGUGUGUGUGUGUGUGUGUGUGUGUGUGUGUGUGUGUGUGUGUGUGUGUGUGGAAGAGCACAUUUAAAGUGAUAUUAAUGUAAAAGACCUUAAAAGAAGCUUUUCUGUUCUAUUUACAUAAUGUCAAAAUGAACAGAAACAGAGGUCCCCUCUUAGAUUGUGGAGACAUGUAGUGCCCUGUUGGUAACAUGGACGUGUGUGUGUGUGUGUGUGUGUGUGUGUGUGUGUGUGUGUGUGUGUGUGUGAGAGAGAGAGAGAGAGAGAGACCAUGAAGAACCAAGUAAAAGAUGGUCACAAAUAAGCAAAUCAAUUACUGACUGCACAUUUUGUUGUUCAGAUCCAAUAACUUUAGAAUCUAAAAGUUGAAAUAAAGCUUCCUAAUAAUAGCUUUUCUAUGUUUUAUGACACAUAUGUAAUGUUUGUAAAGAAAUAAAUAUAUUAAAUGAACUGCUGUGGACCUUCUCCUGCAAACCACCAGCACUUUUUCUUCAAAGCCUAGUAACAUUGAACUGGACUUAGAUAGCAUAGCAUGGCAUGGCUAAACACAGGACUUUUAACUCUGACUGAUGUAAUGUAUAUGUGUUGUGAUCUUAGUUCAGUUUAUUGAUAGUUUGCUUUCCUAGAUGUUAGUUGACACACACCUGUAUAUAGUACACAUUAGUUAGAUUGUGUGUUUUCAACUUUGUGUUGAAUAAAAGACUUUUGAAUCUA
This is a messenger RNA of Acanthopagrus latus (yellowfin seabream), 2325 nucleotides long. Its product is annotated as E3 ubiquitin-protein ligase TRIM39-like. Lineage: Eukaryota; Metazoa; Chordata; Actinopteri; Spariformes; Sparidae. Gene Ontology annotation, molecular function: zinc ion binding; protein binding. The transcript is spliced from 2 exons. The record is from RefSeq and is a predicted model, not a curated record. The coding region runs from base 174 to 1565 and encodes 463 amino acids.